AUGUCUGGAACAUUUAGUUAUGAUGCGAAAACUAAAGAGAACGAGUCAUUAUUUGAGUUUAAUUCUGCUUAUUCUCCCAGAGUAUCAUAUCACUUUAAUUCCAAAGUCUCACAUUACCAUUAUGGUGUAAAGCAUCCAAUGAAACCAUUUCGGUUAAUGCUAACGGACCACUUGGUUUCUUCUUAUGGAUUGCACAAGAUUAUGGACCUUUACGAAACAAGAAGCGCAACCAGAGACGAAUUACUACAGUUUCACUCAGAAGACUAUGUCAAUUUUCUUUCCAAGGUUUCACCAGAAAAUGCAAACAAAUUGCCUAGAGGCACGCUAGAAAACUUCAACAUUGGAGACGACUGUCCUAUUUUUCAAAAUUUAUACGAUUAUACAACCUUAUACACUGGUGCGAGCCUUGACGCCACCAGGAAACUAAUUAAUAAUCAAUCUGACAUAGCAAUAAAUUGGUCUGGUGGUCUUCAUCAUGCAAAGAAGAACAGCCCAUCUGGGUUUUGCUACGUGAAUGAUAUUGUGCUUUCUAUUUUAAAUUUACUACGAUAUCACCCAAGAAUCCUUUAUAUCGAUAUCGAUCUACAUCACGGCGAUGGUGUCCAGGAGGCAUUUUAUACCACAGAUAGGGUCUUCACGUUGUCAUUUCAUAAAUACAACGGAGAAUUUUUCCCAGGAACCGGUGAUCUGACAGAAAUUGGUUGCGAUAAAGGAAAGCAUUUCGCAUUAAAUGUACCGCUAGAAGAUGGCAUAGAUGACGAUUCAUAUAUAAAUCUUUUCAAGUCAAUUGUGGACCCCCUAAUAAUGACCUUCAAACCAACACUUAUUGUACAACAAUGCGGUGCGGACUCCUUAGGCCAUGAUCGCUUAGGAUGCUUCAAUUUAAAUAUAAAGGCGCAUGGGGAAUGCGUUAAGUUUGUUAAAUCAUUUGGUCUACCAAUGCUAGUAGUAGGCGGUGGAGGUUAUACACCUAGAAAUGUCUCGCGGCUUUGGACCUACGAAACAGGAAUUUUAAAUGAUGUCUUGCUACCAGAGGACAUCCCCGAAGAUAUCCCAUUCCGGGACUCAUUUGGGCCGGAUUAUUCACUUUAUCCUGUAUUAGACGACUUAUACGAAAAUAAAAACAGUAAAAAACUUUUGGAAGACAUUAGAAUACGAUGCCUAGAAAAUAUCAGAUACUUGCAAGGUGCUCCAAGUGUCAGAAUGGAUGCUGAAUGCAUACCGACGCAAGAUAUAAGUGCUCUAACAGAAGAAGAAGAUAAAAUCAUUCAAGAGAUGAAUGAAGAAACCGAAGCUGACAGUUCUGCCAGAUUAGAGAAAAUCGAAAAGGAAAACAGUGGAUUGAUCACCUUUUCAUAG
This is a messenger RNA of Saccharomyces paradoxus, 1359 nucleotides long. RefSeq names its product histone deacetylase HOS2 (gene HOS2). The record is from RefSeq and is a predicted model, not a curated record. The transcript has a single exon. Gene Ontology annotation, molecular function: histone deacetylase activity. Lineage: Eukaryota; Fungi; Ascomycota; Saccharomycetes; Saccharomycetales; Saccharomycetaceae. The coding region runs from base 1 to 1359 and encodes 452 amino acids.